AUGAAAUUGGAAAUUGGUUGCUGCGAGGAGCAGGUCUCAGGGAGAAAGUACACAUCUCAGGGAUGUGCUAUACCAAGAUCCCUAUCUCAGGGAUGUGCUGUAUCAAGAUCCUCAUCUCAGGGAUGUGCUAUACCAAGAUCCUCAUCUCAGGGAUGUGCUGUAUCAAGAUCCUCAUCUCAGGGAUGUGCUAUACCAAGAUCCUCAUCUCAGGGAUGUGCUGUAUCAAGAUCCUCAUCUCAGGGAUGUGCUGUAUCAAGAUCCUCAUCUCAGGGAUGUGCUAUACCAAGAUCCUCAUCUCAGGGAUGUGCUGUAUCAAGAUCCUCAUCUCAGGGAUGUGCUAUACCAAGAUCCCCAUCUCAGGGAUGUGCUAUACCAAGAUCCUCAUCUCAGAGAUUUGCUAUACCAAGAUCCUCAUCUCAGGGAUGUGCUAGACCAAGAUACUCAUCUCAGGGAUGUGACAGACCAAGAUUCUCAUCUCAGGGAUGUGCCAGAUCAAGAUCCUCAUCUCAGGAAUGUGCCAGACCAAGAUCCUCAUCUCAGGGAUGUGCUAGACCAACAUAUUCAUCUCAGGAAUGUGCUAUACCAAGAUACUCAUCUCAGGGAUGUGCCAGACCAAGAUACUCAUCUCAGGGAUGUGCCAGACCAAGAUACUCAUCUCAGGGAUGUGCUAUACCAAGAUCCUCAUCUCAGGGAUGUGCUAUACCAAGAUACUCAUCUCAAGGAUGUGCCAGACUAAGAUACUCAUCUCAGGGAUGUGCCAGACCAAGAUACUCAUCUCAGAGAUGUGCUAUACCAAGAUCCUCAUCUCAGGAAUGUGCCAGACCAAGAUACUCAUCUCAGGGAUGUGCCAGACCAAGAUACUCAUCUCAGGGAUGUGCCAGACCAAGAUACUCAUCUCAGGGAUGUGCCAGACCAACAUACUCAUCUCAGGGAUGUGCUAGACCAACAUACUCAUCUCAGGGAUGUGCUAGACCAAGAUAUUCAUCUCAGGGAUGUGUCAGACCACACCGGGAUGUGCUGCACUACGCCUGA
Procambarus clarkii (red swamp crayfish) is the source of this 1032-nucleotide messenger RNA. NCBI's taxonomy places the organism in Eukaryota, Metazoa, Arthropoda, Malacostraca, Decapoda, Cambaridae. The record is from RefSeq and is a predicted model, not a curated record.